Fusarium poae is the source of this 216-nucleotide messenger RNA. RefSeq lists its product as uncharacterized. NCBI's taxonomy places the organism in Eukaryota, Fungi, Ascomycota, Sordariomycetes, Hypocreales, Nectriaceae. Bases 1 to 216 code for a protein of 71 amino acids. The record is from RefSeq and is a predicted model, not a curated record. The transcript has 2 exons.
AUGGAGUCCACCAAGAACAACGCUCAAAAGGUCUGGUCUGCUAUUGUCAAGCACGCCAAGGAACACCACCGAUCUGUCAACGCUGCUGUCAACGUUUACUACCCUCAACCAACCGCACUUUCUCCCCGUGCUGCUACGGCAAAGACUGUGAAAGGGGUUCAAAUUCUUGUUUUUAUGGUGGAGAUUGUGUGGAGUGGUAUUGAUAGAGAUAUCUGA